AGAAAGAAAACGUUUCUGUUUCCAAGAGCGAACCUAUAUGGUGUCCCCGAGAUUUUGAUCUUACCAAGCUUUUUUCUGAUGAUUUUUCCUAUUUUGUUAUUCCUUUCGCCAUUGCAUCAUCCUCUCAACCUUUGAACGGAGAUACGCCACCGGCUGUGUGUCAAAAUGGGGCGAGCCAACAAUGGCAGGCACGACGGUAAGGCUACAGCAACGGAGGAGGAGCGAAACCUUAGGGAUAAGGUGGCGCAGUGGGAUAGUGAUCAAAUAAUCAAAGCUCUGAACAUGGAGGUUCCGGACGAACUCCGCUGCACCAAGUCAGACGGAAGAACUUGGCGGUGCAGCAGCUAUAGGAUUGCCGGGGGGAAACUCUGUCAAAAGCACCAUCUCCAGCCUUACAUACGCAACUUCUGCAGGAGAAAGGAGAACGGUGCUCACUCUCCCGCGUCUGCAAUGUCUGGUAGGGCAACCAAAAUCAGCUCGGAAAUUCCUGCUUCUACGAAGUUGCGGAGUCCGGUUCUUGCGGUUAAGAGGAGGAGAGUGGGACUAGCCGAGGAAUCGCAGCAAACCUCGCCUGACCAGUUGAUGCCGAAGCAGAAGCGGGGCAAAAUGGGGAAUGCAGAGAGUGAGAGGGGGGAAUCAGAGAAGAACAAGAAGAAAAUCCAUAACAAGGGGAUAGAGGAGGAAACGGAGGAAGCAAACUUUGCAAAAACGCUUAUGGCCAUGAAGGGACAGAAAACAGAGAGGAGCAGAAAAGGCGUAAAGAGAAAAGGAGAUGGUGAUAAAACAGUAGAAAGUUCUGACCAUACAGAAUCUGAUGAAGAUAAGGAUGGGAAAUGUCACAUGGAAAAGAACGGCUCUUGUAAGCAUAAAUGGCUAGCCGGGAGGAAGAGCAUUGAAAGGAAUACAUUUGACGAGGUGGAUAAUGCUGGUAACAGGUCAAAGAGGGUCAAUUCUGAGCUAAAUGCUGACAUUAAGGGUUCUGGAAGGAAGAGGGAUAGUUCUCCCAAAAGGGAGGAAGACCAGGUUUUGGAAAAGAAGGUUGGUUUUGAGAAAGAGGGGGAGACUGAGGUGGUGAGCCAGAUGAAAGUGAAGAUGUGUAAGGAGAAGGAAGUCAACAAAGAUGUCAUAUGUGGUGAUUCUGAGGAUACUGAGAGUGAUGAGUUGCUCAAAUCUGCUAAUAAAUCUCUAUCAACUGUGUACGUAACUAAGAGAGCAAGUAAGAUGUUACAAGAAAAUGAAGCUGUGAGUAUGAAAUUAGUUGUGAAUGAUGUUAUUUACCAAAGGAGAAGGAAGAAGAAUCUUAUUGAGAAUGGCUGUAAAAAUGUUUACAAGAAUGAGAAGGAUAGUGCAGUAAAUAAAGGGAAUGCAGUAAGUGGCAAUGACAAAUCACAACUUGUAGACAAAGAGUUCUCAGCAAGAAGUUUCGAGGGUUCAAGGAAAGGUCACACUGGUUUGGAAAAAUCUGCUAACAAGGGUUCCAAAAGGGAGUCAUUAGUAAAGAUGAAGGAUGCGAAGCUGCGAGAAAACAAAGAACCAAGGAUAGAAUUAGGAGAAAAGAAGGAGGAUUACAAGGACAUGGAUGAAUGUCCCUCUAGAAUUGAGACGUGUGUUAAAGUCAUAAACCAUGGAAAUAGAAGUGGUGGUAAAUAUAACUCAUCGGGAAAGAAGGAUGACAUUCCAAAACGAAAACAUGAGAAGGAAUUUGGUAUUGGCGAGGAUCCUGAUGAGCAACAUACUGCUAUUGGUGAGGAUCCUGAUGAGCAACAUACUGCUAAAGUGGUGGUAAAACCUGUUGUAAAGGGUGUCCAAAAUGACAAUUUAUACAAAAACGUGAAGAAAUUAGAGAUGAAAGUAAUAUUACAAGAGGGAGGGGGACAGGAUGAUGAUCCUGAAGAUGACUUUGACAGUGAUUUAAAGGAUGGGGAGGGUAAUGGGUUGAUUCAUGGAGAUUGUGCUGCAGGUAAGAAGCGGUCACAUUUAGAGGGGGUAAGGGAAAUCAUAGAAAAAGGUGAGAAUGCCAAUUUUCUCCAUGUUUCAGGGAGGAAAGAUAAUGCGUGUCCAGUAAAAUUUUCUGGAAAGAGUCCUCAGCCUGGAAUUCUGCUAAACAGGAACAAUAAAAAGUUGUAUGAAAAUAGAUUUAUCAAGGCAAAACACGCUCAGGGAAAAACUGCAACAUGUCAUAGCUAUGAUGAUGACUCUGGUUCUUGCCUUAGACGUAAAAAAAGGGUCAGAGAAGAGAUUGAGAUAGACUCAUUCCAGGAAAAGAGGAAUGGAGGCAAAUCAUCAACUUCACUGAAGAAAAGCCAUGAAGAAUGUGGCGGAGUAAAACCGAAAGUUGAUGAGAGGAGGAAGCACUUUAGUAAUGAUGACCCAAAUGAUGAUUGCCAGAUGUGCCAUCAGUGCAUGAAGAGUGAUAGAAGAGUUGUUCGAUGUCGCAAUGCUUGCCGCAGGCGCUAUUGUGCUGCCUGUAUUAGAAAUUGGUACCCUCAAUUGACAGAGGAAACAGUAGCAGAAAAGUGCCCAUAUUGUCGUGGAAGCUGCAAUUGCAAAGAUUGUUUAUCUAGACGUUUUGAUCAUGAGGUAUAUGAAGGAGCACCACAAAAUUAUGAUGAAAAGAGAAGCCGUCUUAAGUAUCUUGUACAUUUACUCCAUCCAUUUCUCAAGAAGUUUAAUGCUGAUCAAAUGGCUGAAAAGGAAAUUGAGGCCAACAUUCAGGGGGUGUCAUUGUCUGAAAUAGAGAUAUCAGUAGAACCUUGUCACGAAAAUGAGCGUGUGUACUGUGACAGUUGCAGUACCUCUAUUGUUGAUCUCCAUAGAAGCUGUCCUCUUUGCUCAUAUGAUCUCUGCCUGACUUGUUGCCGUGAAAUCCGAGAAGGUAAUUUGGGAGGAGGUGACAAAGAGAUUAUUGCUGAUGAUCAAGGCAGCAAGCUUACAGAGUGGAGAGCCUGGGAAAAUGGUGAAAUUCCUUGCCCACCUAAAGAAAAGGGAGGUUGUGGAAAUCAUAAGCUGGAACUAAAGCAUUUCUUGGCUGAAAGCUGGGUUUUUGAUACAAUGAAGAAAGUUGAAAGAUUAGUUGAAAACAUUGGAUUCUUUGAUGCGCUUCAAAUUCCCAAGGAACAGUGCCCCUGUUUCAGAGAUCAGAAUGUUGAUGGUGCACAAAAUAUUAGAAAAGCUGCCUCCAGAGAUUCUAAUGAUAACUAUUUGUACUGCCCAUCAGCAAGUGACAUCCAUGAUGGUGACCUUGAUCACUUUCAGAGACAUUGGAUCAUGGGAGAGCCUGUGGUAGUCAGAGAUGUUCUUGAAUGUACAUCCGGUUUAAGUUGGGAACCUAUGGUCAUGUGGCGUGCUUUUCGCAAAAUAAGUAUCAAGGAAGGUACAUCAGAUUUGACCGUAACAGCAAUUGAUUGCCUUGAUUGGUGUGAGGUGGAUAUAAAUAUUCACAUGUUUUUUAAGGGGUAUGCUGAAGGUCGGAAGCAUAAAAAUGAAUGGCCUGAAAUGCUCAAGCUGAAGGACUGGCCACCAUCUUCUUUAUUUGAGGAGCGGUUGCCACGUCAUGAUGCUGAAUUCAUUAGAGCCUUGCCAUACAAGGAGUACACACAUCCUCGUACUGGAAUUCUUAAUAUGGCAACAAAGCUAACAAAAGGAGCGUUGAAGCCAGACUUGGGACCUAAAACGUAUAUAGCAUAUGGGUUUGCGGAAGAGCUUGGGCGUGGAGAUUCUGUGACCAAGCUUCACUGUGACAUGUCAGAUGCGAUAAAUGUUUUGAUGCAUACUACUGAAGUGCAUUUAGCGGAGUCUCAGCUUUCUAAAAUUAAAAGAAUGAAGAAAGAAUAUGAUGCUACCGACCUUGAUGAAUUAUUCACUGUUGGUAGAGAUAAGCAAGUAGCUGAAAAGGAAAAAUUCCAGGAUGCUUUGCUUUUAGAUGCUGAGGCUGGUGGUACAACAGAUGAAGCCAAAUGUGCUAUGGUUAUUGCAUCUGAAAAAGAAGUCAUUCAGGAUGAUGUGCCUUUAGAGGUUAAAAUUGAGGCCGAUGAUGCAGAUAAAGCCAACUGUGUGAUGGCUAUAGCAUUUGAAAAGGAAGUUAUUCAGGAUGAUGUGCCUUUAGAGGUUAAAGUUGAGGCAGAUGAUACUGCUGGUUCCAUGGGAGUAACAAUUGAUAACGCUUCUCUUGUGUCACCAUUAGAUGGUAAAUGUGUGCAAGAUGAAAAAGAAAGACAAUUAGAUUCGAAUGAUGUUAUUCCUUCUGAAAUAAAUGAGAACCAGGAUGGCGAUUUGUCUUCUGAAGAGAUAGCGAAUGGGGUAGAUAUAACUGAUGGCGGGGCGGUCUGGGAUAUUUUCCGGCGACAAGAUGUUAAGAAGCUUGAGGAUUAUCUUACAAAGCAUCACAAGGAAUUUCGGCACCUGCAAUGUCGUCCAUUAGAGCAGGUUGUUCACCCCAUUCAUGACCAAUGUUUCUACAUGAACUCGUACCAUAAGAAGAAGCUCAAAGAAGAGUUCGGUGUUGAACCUUGGACAUUUGUCCAGAAACUUGGAGAAGCAAUUUUGAUACCGGCUGGAUGUCCCCAUCAAGUUAGAAACAUUAAGUCUUGUAUAAAGGUUGCUGUUGAUUUUGUUUCACCUGAAAAUGUGGGAGAAUGCUGUCGCUUGACCGAGGAAUUUCGUGUUCUUCCCCACGAGCACAGAGCUAAGGAAGACAAGUUAGAGGUAAAGAAGAUGAUCGUGCAUUCAAUCGGACGUGCUGUGGCUGAACUGGAGCAACUACAAAUGGAUUGCAAAAAUAACGAGGCUAAGCAAUCCUCCAGCUUGGGUUCUGAUUCAGAUAAUUCCCAGUAACUAGUCUGACAUUUGCCUUCUUCAUUGUGUGCUACAUCUUAAUCAAGCUAUAGCCAACCAUCCUGAGUGAGGUGUUUCGUAGUGCAAAUCAGGGGCGGAUCCAGGAAUGAGGGGUGGGGUGGGCUAAGCAGUAAAAAAUUUCGUUAUUGCAUACAAAAGGUUUAGCUUAGGACUGCUAGUUAUUGAACUGAGUUUUUUUUCGAACUACUCGAGUUCGAUCGUGAUUUUGAAUUUAAUUUAAUGACCAAAUCUUAACGAACUUCAAUCUCGAACACGGGCUAAAUUUUAGUUUAAAUAGUUUGUUUUUACAAAAAAA
Cuscuta epithymum is the source of this 5149-nucleotide messenger RNA. The record is from the annotation of a GenBank genome assembly. NCBI's taxonomy places the organism in Eukaryota, Viridiplantae, Streptophyta, Magnoliopsida, Solanales, Convolvulaceae.